AUGACUACCUUGAACCACACUGGUGUGAGCCACACAGUUUUUCGCUUGCUGGGUGUCCCUGGCCUAGAGGACCAACAUGUGUGGAUUUCUAUCCCCUUCAUUAUUUCCUAUAUCAUAGCCCUGCUGGGGAACAGCCUGCUCAUCUUCAUUAUCUGUACAAGGCACAGCCUCCAUGAACCCAUGCACCUCUUCCUCUGCAUGCUGGCUGGAGCAGACAUCAUCCUCUCCACAUCCACAGUGCCUCAGGCCUUGGCUAUCUUCUGGUUCCAUGCUGAGGAGAUUUCUCUGAAUCGCUGCAUCACUCAGCUCUUCUUCAUCCAUUCCACCUUCAUCUCUGAGUCAGGGAUCUUGCUGGUGAUAGCAUUUGACCGCUACAUUGCCAUAUGCUACCCACUGAGAUACACUACUAUUCUUACACAUUCCCUGAUUGCAAAAAUUGGUGGCACCAUCUUUCUGAGAAGUUAUGGUACAAUUUUCCCAAUAAUAUUUCUUCUGAGAAGAUUGACUUUCUGCAAAAGCAACAUCCUCCUGAACACUGGUUGUAAGCACAUUGUUUUGGCCCACGUUUCUUGUAAUGAUAUUCAAGUAAACAUAUGGUAUGGGUUUUUUGUCUUAAUGUCAACAGUAGUAUUAGAUAUUGUGCUAAUUUUUAUCUCCUAUGUACUGAUCCUCCAUGCUGUCUUUCGCAUUCCUUCCCAAGAUGCUCACCACAAAGCUCUAAACACCUGUGGUUCCCAUGUCUGUGUCAUUAUCCUCUUUUAUGGGCCUGGGAUCUUCACAACACUUACUCAACGGUUUGGACACCACAUUGCACCCCAUAUUCAUGUCCUCUUGGCCAAUGUUUCUAUUCUGGUUCCACCUAUGAUGAAUCCCAUUAUUUAUGGGAUCAAGACCAAGCAGAUCCGGGAUCAAGUGGUCCAUGUAUUAUUUGCAAAGUAG
Messenger RNA from Orycteropus afer afer, 939 nucleotides. RefSeq names its product olfactory receptor 52B4-like. Gene Ontology annotation, biological process: G protein-coupled receptor signaling pathway. Gene Ontology annotation, cellular component: membrane. The transcript has a single exon. Bases 1 to 939 code for a protein of 312 amino acids. The record is from RefSeq and is a predicted model, not a curated record. NCBI's taxonomy places the organism in Eukaryota, Metazoa, Chordata, Mammalia, Tubulidentata, Orycteropodidae. Gene Ontology annotation, molecular function: olfactory receptor activity; G protein-coupled receptor activity.